This is a messenger RNA of Trypanosoma brucei brucei TREU927, 1461 nucleotides long. RefSeq names its product GTP-binding protein, putative. The record is from RefSeq and is a predicted model, not a curated record. Gene Ontology annotation, molecular function: GTP binding. Bases 1 to 1461 code for a protein of 486 amino acids. Gene Ontology annotation, cellular component: nucleolus. The transcript has a single exon. NCBI's taxonomy places the organism in Eukaryota, Euglenozoa, Kinetoplastea, Trypanosomatida, Trypanosomatidae.
AUGGGUGGACAGUCUAAGAAGCAUGGUAAAGGUGGUGGUGGUGGUGGUGGUCAUGGUCGAAACUGCCACCCACAGCAAAGAAAGAAGUUGACAAAAGACCCUGGCGUACCUGAUUUAAAGAAAGUAGCUCAGAAUUUGACGCGCACGGCGCGGAAUCGUAAUCGUAGUCUUUUCAGCAUUCCUGCACUUCGUGGCUCAAACAAGAUUGCUGCCGCAUCCGGUGAGAAGGAGCCCCAGGAGCAAGGAAAUGAAGAGGCGCGUGUCGCAGCGGAGCGACGGGCCAUGACUUUGCUUGCGGUGCAAUGUGCUGAAAAGGUACACCACUAUGAGGUUCCUCAGCAGUGGAUAGGCGAAUCAGAGAACAUAAACGAUAUGGAUGACGACGUCGAGAGGCGUGGCGUGGAUAGGUCACUACGCCGCUUUUAUAAGGAGUUCCAGAAGGUUGUGGAAAACAGUGAUGUCCUUCUACAGGUGGUAGAUGCACGUGACCCUCUGGGCUGCCGUCUAAACCAACUUGAGCGCACCAUUCGCUCUCAGUUCGGAGAAGACAAAAAGAAAAUGGUUAUGGUGCUCAAUAAGGCAGAUCUUCUACCAUCAAAGGAGACUGUUGACGCCUGGGUCCAUUUCUUCGAGGAACAUGAGGGGAUCAUGUGCAUACCCUUUGCCGCAACGGCGAAAGGGGCUAGUGGGCACACAUAUGUGGCGAACAUGUUCCGCCGCCUUCGUGCACUAGCUACCAGUGAAGAAACCGGAGCUCGCAAGGCCAUUGUGGUGGGAGUUAUUGGAUACCCCAAUGUCGGAAAGAGCUCAGUGAUCAAUGCCUUGAAGCGCAAACAUGUGGUUGGUGUGGGCAACAUGCCGGGAUUUACCACUGGUAAUACGGAGGUGGAGCUGCGCUCGGAUAUUCGUGUAAUGGACUGUCCAGGUGUGGUUGCACCUGGUGAAGACUGCGGUGAUGUCGUGCUGCGCAAUGCGGUGAAAGUGAGUGAUUUGGCCGAUCCCUUCACCCCAGUCCAGCGGUUAUUGCAACGCUGCGCGCAGGUUACCCUCGAUCCCAGUCAACAGCAGCACUCACAAUAUCUCUCGGCAGGCGUACAUCCUUUGGGAUUGUUCUACAGCAUUGGCUCAUUCGAUCCUAGUGAUGUGAUGUCUUUCAUCCGUCUUGUCGGGCAACGACGUGGUCGGUUGCUGCAAGGUGGCGUUGUAGACGAGGAGGGAACGGCGCGCAUGAUACUGCACGACUGGAACGAUGGGCGAAUUGCAUACUACACACUACCUCCAACAUCUGAUUUGUUUGGCCGCACAACAUUAACGGCCGACCCUGGAGAAGGGCUAACAGGAUGUGAAGAGUAUGGUGAGAGCGGUCCGCAACUAGUGGAUGGAUUUGCACAGGGUUUGCAGUGGGAGGGGCUACCAACUUUCCAUCUUUCGUGGAGUAAGAUGAAAAGUGGUGUGCAGUAA